Molecule: messenger RNA, 1037 nt
Organism: Helianthus annuus (common sunflower)
Lineage: Eukaryota; Viridiplantae; Streptophyta; Magnoliopsida; Asterales; Asteraceae
Product: ethylene-responsive transcription factor TINY
Exons: 1
Coding region: 169-858 (229 amino acids)
Biological process (GO): regulation of DNA-templated transcription
Molecular function (GO): DNA-binding transcription factor activity; DNA binding
Source: RefSeq, a predicted model, not a curated record
CCCUCCCCAUACCUAUAGAUCUUGUUAUAAGUAUCUGCAUCACUCAUUGGGAAAUGAAGGUGUAAAUUGCUAGAUUGAUCUACUGUCAAUUAACUCUGAUAAAGAUCAUAACUUUCUUUCUUUGUUUAGCUUUCAAACAAAACUAACACAAACAAACAUAAUGUGCUCAUGACGGCUACUCUUUCCUCUUUUACCUCUGCCCUAAUGAAGAAUCAAUCAUCAGUGAAUUCCAUUUCUCAACUUGAUGAUUAUUCUCCUGGAUCAACAACUCAGCCAAUACCUAACUCACAAAACCCUGAAACAAGAACAGUCAAGAGGACCCGCGAUUCAAGCACGAAGCACCUGGUCUACCACGGUGUUCGGAUGAGGAGUUGGGGCAAAUGGGUGUCGGAAAUUCGCGAGCCAAGAAAAAAAUCAAGAAUAUGGCUCGGGACUUUUCCGACACCAGAAAUGGCGGCCAGGGCACAUGACGUGGCUGCCGUUUGCAUAAAAGGAAGUUCCGCAAUUCUUAACUUCCCCGAGCUCGUGGGAUCACUGCCGAGGCCUGUUUCCUGCUCUCCAAGAGACGUGCAGGCCGCGGCAGCUAAAGCAGCCGCAAUGACAGAAUUCGACUCUCCAAGUUCUUGUAUAGAAACAGCAUCAGAUGACCUUGAUGAAAUAAUUGAGCUGCCGGUUUUAGGAACGAGUUUUGAGUCGCUAGAGUUGAAUAACGAGUUUGUGUACACCGACUCGAUGGUGGACGGGUGGUUGUAUCCACCACCAGUGGUGAACAGCGGUGAUGAUCAUGAGGAUAGGUAUGUUUCCGGGCAAGAACAAGUGAUUAAUACCGCCUUUGAAUCUUCAUGGUGGAAUUAUUAGCGUGUUAUCUUUUUGGGUUUAUUACUUUUGCUUUUUACUGUUUUCACUUUGGCCCUUUUUAUUUUUUCAUCCAAGGGUUACAUUUGUUUGUGAUUGUGUUGUCUAUGUUUUGUCAUUUGUGAACUCAUUGAUGACUUUUGUUGAUAUGUAAAUAAAAUAACCAUAAGUCUCUCUCUGUU